This is a messenger RNA of Antechinus flavipes (yellow-footed antechinus), 1371 nucleotides long. Its product is annotated as all-trans-retinol dehydrogenase [NAD(+)] ADH7-like. The transcript has 9 exons. The coding region runs from base 89 to 1213 and encodes 374 amino acids. Gene Ontology annotation, cellular component: cytosol. Lineage: Eukaryota; Metazoa; Chordata; Mammalia; Dasyuromorphia; Dasyuridae. The record is from RefSeq and is a predicted model, not a curated record. Gene Ontology annotation, molecular function: zinc ion binding; all-trans-retinol dehydrogenase (NAD+) activity. Gene Ontology annotation, biological process: retinoic acid metabolic process; retinol metabolic process.
UUUUUCUAAAGACAUGCUAGUUCACACACAAGGGAGUAGAGACAUUGGUCAGAGGACUACUGAAAGCCAGAGCUAACAAAGAAGCAGAAUGAGCACUGAGGGAAAAGUGAUUAAAUGCAAAGCUGCUGUAUUAUGGGGCCCGAAGCAACCCUUUUCUCUUGAGGAAGUGGAAGUUGCCCCACCAAAAGCUGAUGAAGUUCGAAUUAAGAUCGUGGCCACGGGGAUCUGUCGUACAGAUGACCAUGCGAUCACUGGAGCAAUGCCUGCUAGAUUUCCAGUAAUUGUGGGACAUGAAGCAGCUGGGAUUGUAGAGAGUAUUGGAGAAGGAGUCACUACUGUGAAACCAGGAGAUAAAGUCCUCCCACUCUGUCUGCCACAGUGUGGAAAAUGUCCCACAUGCAUGAAUCCUAAAGGCAAUUGGUGUGUGAAGACUGAUGUUACCGGUAAGGGAGUAUUGUCUGAUGGCACAAGCAGAUUUACCUGCAAAGGGAAGCCCGUAUACCACUACUUGACCACCAGUACCUUCUCUGAAUACACAGUGGUGGAGGAGAGUUCAGUGGCUAAAAUCGAUGCUGCUGCUCCCCUGGAGAAGGUGUGUUUAAUUGGCUGUGGAUUCUCCACCGGCUACGGGGCUGCAAUGAAAACUGCCCAGGUCACUCCUGGAUCUACCUGUGCUGUCUUUGGGCUGGGAGGAGUUGGUCUCUCAGUUAUUAUGGGCUGUAAAGCAGCUGGUGCUUCCAGGAUCAUUGGAAUUGAUCUUAACAAAGACAAAUUUGAUAAAGCCAAGUCUGUAGGAGCCACUGAGUGCAUCAACCCUAAGGACUACACAAAGCCCAUCAAUGAAGUACUGAGUGAAAUGACUAACAAUUCUGUCGGGUAUACCUUUGAAGUUGUUGGGCGCCUUGAAACCAUGAUUGAUGCCCUGGCUUCCUGCCAUAUGAGCUAUGGGACUAGUGUGGUGGUAGGAGCUCCUCCAUCAUCUAAAAUGCUCACCUACGAUCCCAUGCUGCUAUUCACUGGACGCACCUGGAAAGGAUGUGCUUUUGGAGGUUGGAAAAGCAGAGAUGAUCUCCCAAAACUAGUGUCUGAUUUUAUGGCAAAGAAAUUUGACUUGGACGAGUUAAUAACACAUGUUUUGCCUUUUAAUAAAAUCAAGGAAGGAUUUGACUUACUCUACAAAGGAGAAAGCAUUCGAACAGUGCUUCUGAUGUGAGCUCCAAAGAGGCAGGAGGUAUACGUGGAUCUAUCAGCAGCUGGCUCUUUGUCGUAUAUUUUGCUUUCCUAUAAUUAUGAUGGAAUAUGUGUGCAAUCUUAUAUGGGUUGAAUACAAAACAGAAAUUGAGUACCUUGGAAUAAAUAAAUUGUGAUUAA